Priapulus caudatus is the source of this 1664-nucleotide messenger RNA. RefSeq names its product galactose-3-O-sulfotransferase 3-like. Gene Ontology annotation, biological process: glycolipid biosynthetic process. Lineage: Eukaryota; Metazoa; Priapulida; Priapulimorpha; Priapulimorphida; Priapulidae. Gene Ontology annotation, cellular component: membrane. The transcript is spliced from 2 exons. The record is from RefSeq and is a predicted model, not a curated record. The coding region runs from base 97 to 1269 and encodes 390 amino acids. Gene Ontology annotation, molecular function: galactosylceramide sulfotransferase activity.
UCGAGCCGGCCGGCCCGGUCGGCCGGCUCGAUCGCAUGAAAAAUCGUCUAGUGUGUUCACCCAGAUCGCUGCUGGCUGUCGUGGUGCGUGAACGUGAUGAUCUCACGGCCUCGCUGUGGAACGACGGCGUCUACGGGCCGUCAAUCGCCACCGUUACUGAUUGUGUUCAUCGCACUGAUCCCCGCCUGCUGCUGGAUCUACAUGCUCAGGAAUGAAUUUCCGUGGUACCGUGUCGAUUUCAUCUCCAAAGCGGAUCAGUAUAAAAAUGCGAACGUCUCGCUUGCACAGCGACCGUCGUGGAAACGGCGAGGCGUCGUUUUUCUAAAGACGCACAAAUGCGCGUCGACGUCAGUCUUCAACGCGCUGACGCAGUACGCCGUCAGAAAUCAGCUCAGCAUCGCUCUGCCGCUGAAGCGCAAGACGAUCUUUCCGAAAUGGCGGCGCUUCAGUCGCGACAUGGUGGCGCCACUGCUAGGCGACGGCGAGCGCUACGACAUGAUUCUGCAUCACACGCGCUACGACCGCGCCGCGAUGCGCGACACCGUCGCGUCCGACGCCGCCUGGGUGACCAUAGUUCGAGACCCGGUCGCGAUGUUCGAGUCCUACUACAGCUACUACAAGCUCGCGCAGCGCUUGCAUGUCGACCUCGAGCGAUUCAUGCGCACGCCCUCGAUUUUCUUCACGCGCCUGCUAUCGAGUCGCAGCCUCGACGUGCCCGCGCGCAAUCCGAUGCUGUACGAUCUCGGAUUGGACGUCGCCGACUUCGACAACGAAACGGAAAUCCGGCAAAAAAUCGCAGAUCUCGACGUCGAAUUCGAUCUGGUUAUGGUCGCCGAGUUCUUUCCCGAGUCGAUGGUGCUGCUCAAGCGGCUACUGCGCAUGCGCACCGACGACCUAGCCUCGCUGCGCAUAAACGGCCGCGAGGAGGCGUCCAAGUCGCGCGUGCGGUCGCAGCUGGCGGCGCGGAUACGCGCCUGGAACUGGGGCGAUCAGCUGCUCUACGAUCGCUUCCAACGUCGGCUCGUCGCCCGCGUCGCCGCGUACGGCGCGGCGAGAAUGCAAGCCGACGUCGCCGAGCUGUCGUCGGCCAGCGACAGUCUGGGAAAGCGCUGCGUCAUCGGCGUGUCGUCAGAGAAAAAGGGUCGGUUCGCGUCGUCGGCGACUAUGGUGAAGUUUAACGUGAAGAGCGACGAGCCAGAGUGCGCGCUGCUGGCGGUGAACGCGACGACGGCGUGGGACUACAUGACGCGGACGACGAUUGAUCUGUGAUAGAAGGAUUCGCGCGGCGUGUCGCUGAUCUCACGUUGAACUCGCGCACCUUGAAAUGCAUUACAGUUCACGUUUCCAUUUGCGGUAACAACUGCAGUUGCCAUAAACGCCAAAUACCGGUUCAUCGAACGCGCAACUCUCACAACUCGCCAUAUAAUUACAUAUAAUAUAAUAAAAUAUAUAAUGUAAUAUAAUAAUUAUAUACUAUAUAAUGUAAUAUAAUAAUUAUAUACUAUAUAAUGUAAUAUAAUAGUUAUAUAAUAUAUAAUAUAAUAUAAUACGAUGCCAUAUAAUGCAUUCUUACGUAGUAAGAAUUUUACGCAUCACUGAACGCGAUUAAGUGAAACAUUGUUUGUUAAAGAUGUAAAAAAUAAAGUUGUUUUGUGUAAUGUUUA